AUGAACCCAGCAGACCACAUCAACCAGACCCUUUCUGCCCAGAUGUCUCUGUUGGAGCAACAUGACAAUACGCUCAAGGCCCUCAUGGAACACAUGAAGGAGUUUUCCAUCAGCCUGGCAAGCCUGAGGACUCAAGUAAUCAACACAACGACCACUGAUAACAUUUCGGUUCCUUCUGCUGCCCCAUCGCUAGUCCUGCCUCCUCCUACCAGAGAUGUUUUUGUUCCUCCACCGGCACCGUACCACGGCGACCUGGGGUCAUUGUUACUACCUCCGUUCCGCACCGCCUGA
Molecule: messenger RNA, 291 nt
Organism: Knipowitschia caucasica
Lineage: Eukaryota; Metazoa; Chordata; Actinopteri; Gobiiformes; Gobiidae
Source: the annotation of a GenBank genome assembly